AUGAUUAGCCUCCUUCUACAUUUCCUUAUCUUCACCUUCUAUUCUCUUCCUGCUUCCCUUCUCCUAUUCUCUUUCCAAGUUCUCCUCCUCGUCUCUUUAUUCUUUCUCCUCCUACUCGCUUCAUGCUUUCUCCUUUUCCUCUCUACCUGUUUGCUUUCCCUCCUCUCUUUUUGCUUCCUCCUCCUCCUCCUCUUUUUAUUUUUUCUCCUCUUAUUCUUUGUUUUCCCCGCUUGCUCUCUUUCUGUUUGCUUUCUCUUUCUGCUUUCUCCUCCUUUCUUUCUGUUUUUCCUCCUCCUCCUCCUCCUCCACCCCCUCCUCCUCCUCCUCCUCUUUUUAUUCUUUCUCCUCCUAUUCUUUAUGUUUUCUCCUCUUGCUCUCUUUCUGCUUUCUCCUCCUCUUCUCUUUAUUCUUUCUCCUCCUACAAUCUUCAUGUUUUCUCAUCUUGCUCUCUGUCUUCUUUCUUUCCCGCCUCUCUUCCUGCUUUCUCCUCCUCCUCCUCUAUUUCUUCAUUCUCCUCCUGUCCUCUUCCUCUUUUCGCCUCUUGCCCUCUUCAUGUUUUCUCCUUCUGCUCACUAUUCUUGCUUUCUUUUCCUACCCUCUUUCUUUUCGUGCUCUCUUUCUUUUCUUACUCUCUUUCUGCUUUCUCCUCCUCCUCUUCCUCUCUUUAUUCUUUCUCCUCCAGCUAUAUUCCUGAUUUUUUCUCCUACUCUCUUUUCCUGCUUUCUCAUCUUCCUCCUACUUCCUACUUUACCCUCUUCUUUUUUUCUUUCCGCUCUUUCAUUUCCUUUCCUUCUUAGCGACAGUUGCCAAUGUCUUAGAUCAAUAGCAAAAUCAAAACCAAUCUACGUACCUGGCGCGCUCGAUGUUUUUUUGUUUUUUUUUUCUGGUUUCAAUUCCUCAUCUGUCUGCUUCUUAAAUUACUGUUGA
This is a messenger RNA of Acanthosepion pharaonis, 927 nucleotides long. Lineage: Eukaryota; Metazoa; Mollusca; Cephalopoda; Sepiida; Sepiidae. The record is from the annotation of a GenBank genome assembly.